Fraxinus pennsylvanica is the source of this 549-nucleotide messenger RNA. The record is from the annotation of a GenBank genome assembly. NCBI's taxonomy places the organism in Eukaryota, Viridiplantae, Streptophyta, Magnoliopsida, Lamiales, Oleaceae.
AUGGGCCGCAAAGAUGAAUCUGAUUACGAAAAAGGUGCAACUGAACCGGUGGUGGAGACGAGUUACAAAACUAGCAUGGAUUUUAAUGGAAAUGGAGAGAGCUCGUUUGAGUUCUGGCCGGUUCAGCACCCCUCUGAACCGCCAGAGGAAGACAGACCCGUCGAGUGCCCAAUGCCUGCAGGCUCAUCUGUUAUAAAUGCAAGUAUUGUUUCCUGCAUAUUCAAAUUUAAUGUUCACAUGCACCAAUUAUUUCCAUGUACUACUCUGAGUCUUGAUUUUUUGCGGAAGGUUCAAGUUCUUAUUGACAAAGUCUCAUGUGUACAGGGUAAUGGCAAAUUGCAGCAGAAAUUUUCUGAGAGAUUGCAGAGAAACUCAGCAGCGUUCAACACCGAAAAGAGACUGGAUCGUGUGCUUCCAAUUCAAGCAACACGCAAGAGGCAUCACCGAGAACAAAUGACAAAACCUUUAUUAGGGAGGCAUUCUCUCGACCAAUUUCUUCCACCCCGCAACAUUACCAUGUUUCAAAUGCUAAACAAGUUUGAUUCUUGA